UUUUCCACGCUCAGUCAGUCAGUCUUGUUUUGUGCGGUCUCGUUUACUGACGCUCCCUCCCCCCUCGUCACGCAUUGCACACAAAAGCGCCCCCUUUUUUUUUCUCUGACAUACAUUGUUAGCAUCAUCAUCUUUAUCCGAACUAGUCCUCGCCACCCCCCUACAUUGUCGCUUCGGGUUGCAAAAAUGAUGACCUGGAACGCCGACAAUCGCCUGUCGGCUGCCAACAACGCGCCGGCCUCGCUCGAUGCCACCCGAGCAUCUUCCUCGUCCUCCGCUGGCCCUGGCGCUUCUUCUUCUUCAUCUGUUGGUCCUGGUGCUUCGUCGUCACCCCAGCAGCCGGUCGCUUCGGCGCACUGGUUCUUCUGGUCGCCUCCGAAAGAGUCGCCCGUCAAUCUUCCCAUGCUGGCGGCGACGGUGACCGAGACGGCGGGUCUUGGCGGUGCGUGGCCGCUGCUCUCUGCCUUUGCCGCACGAGGCACAGCAGGAUCCAGCAAGCCAAGUGCCGGCACUGCGAACUCGAGUGCGGCCGCCGCUGCUGGGAACGCGAGCUCGCCCCCGUCCGAGCAGGCUCGUCUCGCUGCCCAUCUGCUUGCCGCUGCGCGGUCGUCGUCCGUCGCGGCGGGCGCUGGCUCGUAUCUCUGCGUUGGCUGGAAACCAUUCACCCGGAUUGAUUCGAGUCGUCUGGAGCAAGCGUACCACGAGCUGCAACUGCCACGCCAUGCUGACGGUGCAGCUUCUGACGCGACUGCCUUUCCUGGCUGCCCUGCCAACGAGGUCGUGUCAGUCUGUGGAGGCCGAUUUGACGUGCACGUCCCGUCGCGUUUCGGAAAGCCCGUGUACUGGGAAGGCCUCCCGAUGCUCGUCACUCGAGCGUCCUGGUUUUGCGCGGGAGACCGCUCGGGCGAUCCGCUCAUUCCGCUGGAGGAAGCCACCGCAGACUUGAUCGAGUCGCAUUAUGUGGAUGUGUUCCAGAACAGCGCUGAUAGUACGGUACAACCAAUGGAUUUGACGGAAACACCUCAGCUCCCUGAACAACAGCCGUUCGCGCGGGAAGUGACGAUUAACGAUCGAGGCGACAAAAUUACCUUCCACUCGCGCGAGUUGACAAUGCUCUAUGUCUAUCAGCCUGUCUCUGGAGAGUUGGACGGCUCGGAUUUCAUUGCACGCCAAGUGUAUCGCGGGUUGGACAUUUCGAGCGUUGACGAAGGCGAGCUCGAUGACAUUGAAGGCUUGGUGUUUGUCAUUCACGGCAUUGGGAGUGCAUGCGACCUGCAACUUCGUGCCCUGCCCGAUUGUGUGGACGACAUGCGAGCCAAUUCUGCGGCCUUCCAAAAGACUCACUUUAGCGCGCAGCGCGGGCGUGUCGAACUCAUUCCGAUCGAAUGGCACGAUGCAUUACACUUGCAUCGCGAUGUCGACAAAAAACUCCAAAACAUCAGCUUGGACACCAUCCGAAAACUGCGCGAACUCGUCAACGACACGGUGCUCGAUGUGAUGCUGUUCACCAGCCCUGUGUAUGCCCAGGUGAUCAUUGACCGUGUGGCGGCAGAGCUAAACCGGCUGCAUGCUCUCUUUAUCGCCCGAAACCCAACGUUCAAGGGCAAGGUGUGCUUGUUCGGCCACAGUCUGGGCUCUUGUAUUGGGUUCGAUCUCUUGGCGCACCAACCUCUGCUUGGCACUCAUGAAGCUGCUCCCAGCGAUGCAACGGGCGGAGUGCCGACCACCGUUGGCGCCGAGGAUGCCGACGCUAGACAUCCUCGCAACCUCGUCGAUUCUCUAAAUUCCGUUUUGGAGCCCUCGUCGCCGCGAGCCUUGUCCAACUGCCUGUCGUGCGAACACAACCAUCACAACCACAACCAACGCUCUCACGGCCUCGGCCACGUUUCUGUGGGCGUGCACUAUCCUCGGUUAAACUUUGCAUGCGACGCCAUGUUUGGUGCCGGCUCGCCCAUGGGCAUGUUCCUCACCGUCCGUGGGCAUGACCACAUUGGGCGGCACUAUCAGUUGCCAACCUGUCCCAAGUACUUUAACAUUUUCCAUCCGUUUGAUCCAGUGGCCUUCCGAAUGGAGCCAAUCAUCGACCCGCAGUUUACAGACGUCAAGCCCGAACUGGUGCCACAUUAUACCGGACGAAAACGCAUUCAUAUUGAGCUGCGCGAUAACAUUUCCCGCGUGAGCGCAACAAUCAAGAAUACGUUCAAUAUGGUGGAAGAGGCCACCAAAAGCACCAGCUCUUGGUUUUCAUUUGAUUCGCUGAGUGGUUUGGCGAAAUCGUUGACUGGCGGUAGUUCUGCCGCCGCUCCCGCCCCUGCUGCCGCCGCCGCUCCCAAUCAAAGUGCUUUGCCGCUUCCGCCCGCUGAUACUCCAGCUGGAGCCGCCCUGCUGCAUCCAGGAAAACUGAACUCGGGUGCACGGAUUGACUAUGCGCUGCAAGAAACUCCCAUCGAGUCCAUCAAUGAAUAUCUCUUCUCCAUCACAGCGCACUUUGUUUAUUGGCGCUCCCAAGACACAAUCCUGUUCAUUAUGAAUGAAAUUUUCAAUUCGUCGACCUCGCCAAGCCAAUGAGCUAGCACCGUCCACCCCCACUUGAAUGCGAUGCUAAAUUGAGGAAUGUCAAAUAUAUUGUGCUCGUAAUCAAAACAUACAAACAC
Molecule: messenger RNA, 2654 nt
Organism: Capsaspora owczarzaki ATCC 30864
Lineage: Eukaryota; Filasterea; Ministeriida; Capsasporidae
Product: DDHD domain containing 2
Exons: 7
Coding region: 187-2568 (793 amino acids)
Molecular function (GO): metal ion binding
Source: RefSeq, a predicted model, not a curated record